AUCUCACCUCGUAAAGUUUCGGGACCCCAUGGCGAUAAAGCUGAUAAUGGCGGUGACGGCAGCCGAUGGAAAGCUAGCUCAGACCGAAUCCCCACCUUGAAUGACAAGGUCUGCUGCUAUUAUAAUGUUAAUGUUUGGUUCAAGAUGGCCGCCCUGCUGUGACGUUGACAAGGAGGAGCUGAAGUCUUGUUUGAACUCGGCGUUGGAGGUGUUUGAAUCGGAGCAGACGGACUGAGAUGCAGGCACCGCCGAGACCGACGCUCCCUCUCCCGGACUGACAGGCCAAUCGAAAGCCACCGUUCGCCCUGCCUCUGAAUCCCUCUCUCUCUCCAUCUUUCUCUUCCCCUCUCUCUCUCUCUCUCUCUCUCUCCAGCUUCAUUCCUUAGCGCUCUGCUCGUGUAUCCCCUCCUCCUCUUCCUCCUCCUCCUCCUCCUCCUCACACCUUUUGGUCAGAAGAGGAAGAGGAAGCCCAGCCCAGGGAGAGACGCUGAGAGGAUGAAACUCUGACACGCCGGCAGACCACAGGGAAACAAGAGCACAACUACGGGCUCAGAUUGAAUGAAGUCCAGUUUGGGCCAUGAUGAAUGCAUGGAAACAUCUCAGUGCCGCUGCUAAUGGGCUCUUAGACAGAUGAGGAAGCUUCACAAAGGCAGGUGUGCUGUUGCAGAGCAGUAGGUGGUCCAGAAGAAGAUGUUAAAACGCCUGGAUUUUACACCGAUUCAUCAUUUCAAAAGAUAAUUGCUUGGAAAGAAUCACCCAGGAAGGUCAGCCAAGACUCCCGCUGUAGGUGCCAAAGUGAGAUCUCCAGGACUACAAUUACUCUGGCUGCAGAGCAAAGUGAAUGACAGCGACCCUGCUGACCCGGGACUCGGACCUCUGCAGUGACGACUGAUUUCCAACUCCUAGAGCCUCCCAACAGGUUGUAUCUGACGGAGGAACCGGUGCCGCGCUCCCAUCCUCGCGCUCCUCCAACAACAACAACAACACUGUUCUUCAGCACCUUUGGCAGCAGCAGCGAGUCGUGUGACCCCGCUCCAGGCCGACCGGCUUCACCUGUACAUGGAGACCCCCAGCUGGGCAGGAAACACGUUGUGUAAGUCAGGAAGCAUUGCCGUCUUCGGGAACGUGGUGUACAGCGGACUGCUGAACGAUCACCUCUGGCAUUUGGGAGUGCCCCUCUUUACGAGACUGGGUAACCAAGAGGCCACCAACCCUCCUGAAGCGAUGGCCCAGCCCUACACCCCCGCCCAGUACCCGCCUCCCCCACAGAAUGGCAUCCCUGCAGAGUUUGCGGCGCCGCACCCGCUCCCGACGCAGGACUACACCGGGCAGAGCCGGGUGCCUGAGCACGCCAUGACCCUGUACACGCCCACACAGACGCACAGCGAGCCGGCCGGCACUGACAACAGCACGCCCGCCAUCACCGCCACCACGACCGCACCGGUCAGUGCCCUGCAUCACCUGCAAACACUGUUCUCAACACGCUGUCAGCAACAGACAGAUGACGUGACGCAAACAGAGGGUUCUCAGCAGCUCCAGCUCCAGCACUCAGACUCUUCAGAGAAGCAGCAGCCAAAAAGGUUACAUGUCUCCAACAUUCCCUUCCGCUUCCGGGACCCAGAUUUGAGGCAAAUGUUCGGGCAAUUUGGAAAGAUUUUAGAUGUGGAGAUUAUCUUUAAUGAGCGAGGAUCCAAGGGCUUUGGGUUUGUAACUUUUGAAACAAGCACAGACGCCGAUCGUGCGCGAGAGAAACUAAACGGUACAAUCGUAGAGGGACGCAAAAUCGAGGUGAACAACGCAACCGCACGAGUGAUGACGAACAAAAAGGUGGCCAACCCUUACACAAACGGCUGGAAGCUGAACCCGGUAGUAGGAGCCGUGUACGGACCUGAACUGUAUGCCGUAACAGGGUUUCCCUACCCUGCCACAGGCGCUACGGUGGCCUACAGGGGUGCCCACUUGCGGGGACGGGGACGAGCCGUGUACAACACGUUCCGCACAGCUCCGCCUCCGCCACCCAUCCCUGCUUACGGAGCGGUGGUGUACCAAGAUGGCUUCUACGGCGCAGAGAUCUAUGGCGGCUAUGCAGCAUACAGAUUUGCCCAACCCACCACCACCGCUGCUUACAGUGACAGCUAUGGCAGAGUCUAUGCAACAGCAGACCCCUACCACCACACGAUUGGCCCUGCUGCCACAUACAGUGUGGGGACCAUGGCUAGCCUAUACAGAGGAGGGUACAGUCGCUUCACUCCCUACUAAAAGAAAGAAAAAAAGCGAGAAAAGACAGAGAGACUUUACCCCAAACAAAAAAACAAACUAUCUUUAGAAGGAAAAAAAAAAAAAAGUCAAACACGUAACAAGCGAACAGCCGGUCCUUGGUGGAGAGCUAAAUCAAACAAAAAGCUUCCAGGUCCACAUGCUGAGCCCCUCCCCUGACACCCUCUACAACAACCUCUUUGAUGUCAUCAUUGGUCUGCUCUUGUUUUGUAUUCAUUUUGUGCUUCUGGUUUUCUUUUGGAAACUUUUAUGCACAUGUGCAUUAUCUUGAUUGCUGUAUAUGGGUGCUGUGUCACCAUAACCAAUGUGAGCCUACUGCAGCACGCAUGGUGCAUGCUCAGAGGUGUGUGUAUGCAGCCGCUGUCAUCUGACUGAGAAUACACCGGGUUGUUUCUGUCUCACACACAACAAGCAGAAAUCAGGUCAACGCUCGCGAUUCAAUCCAUUUCUUAACAGAAAUGAAGCUAACUGAACCGAACCUGGUGAUUCUUAGCUCAAAGACAGCGCUGCUCUGACUGCUUUGAUUUUUUUUAUUCCUUUUUUAACCUUAGAGUGUCCUACUGUUGUGCACUUGCAGUGGAGCCUUACAAGCUGUACAAUGUGGUAUGACAGCAUGCAGAGUUAAGGGUCAUGAAGGUCAGAUUUCUGUUUUGGGACUCACAGCGCUCACAUGGUGGCCCCGUCUGCUGCAAAUCGCCGUACAUGCAGCUAUUCUGCAGCAGCGCGUGUUUUAGGGGAGUAACGCUGGCGGGUUGCGUUCAGGGACAGCAUGGAAAACAGAGGAGGAGCAUCAGCGUUGCCCGGCGGCAGCGUGGAUUCCCGUCUCGGCUAAUGCUCGGUGCUGUUUGGAAGCAAUUGGUGUUGAAACCAAACCAAAUGAAACGUGUACUUUGUGUUGUUUUUUUCUUCUUUUGUUUGGUAAACGUCUCCUAAACGCUCGUACCAGAAGAGAUGGAGUUCUGCUGAACGUGUCGCUAAACUUAACGCAGCAAAGCAUGCAGGAGCAGAAUCUCUGUUUUAUUAAAUAAAACCCAUGAAAAAUCAGUAGAGACUGUAGCCUGUAAAUAAGAUUUAUUACACGACUGUUGUAAUGGAUUACUGUAGAGAAAUUAGAUUAGCGGAUCGACACAAGUUGCUUUAAGAACUUUGCUUGCUGCUGUUAUUGCAUAUUGAGCUUCUCUGGUUUUUUUGAUUUUCAUUAGAGCGAAACCGGCACUUUGAAGACGUCACCUUUGACUCUGGAGAAUCAGGAUAAGAAUCCUCCGCUGGUUCUCCUCCCUUCAGCGGCUGAAUGAGCCAACUGGUUGGUGGCGUUAGCGUUGCAGUUAGCAGGCAGUUCCUCCCCUUAAACCGCCGUCUGAGAGCGAAUUGGCUGCAUGGGGGCUGAGUCUGCAGCAGACUCGGCCACAUAUCCUCACUAUUAACAUCAAGUCGCACACGCACAGUACAGACACGGCGCAGAGGAGGGGCGACCCCUCCGCCAGUCACUGGGAUCUUUUCUUUAAGCAUUGCACAAAAUGUUUUACCUCAGGAUAAGCUAACUAAAGUUCACAAACUAAGAUCCAGAGCUGCUCACUCCUCAGCAUUCAGGACAAUUGUUUUCUUCCGCAACCAGCACGCUCCACCUCUACGGAGCCGAGAUGUUCUUAUUAUUUUCUGUUAGAGACCCCAAGAGAGAACGAUAAAAUAAGACUGUACUGUUCUGAGCUACGGCUUCUGUAUUAUAUAGAUAGACAUAUACUGUAUAAGACAUUUUACACAGAAGAUAUAACCCAAAAGCACCCAGGCUAACGUUAGGAGACGUAGAGCUAGUCCACAUCCAGUCAUUGGCUUCUACUUGUGCUACGUGAUUUAAAGGAAAUCUCUGUGUAGCUGCUGUUAGCUGGUUUCAGUGCAGCUAUGGGAAAAAUCAAAGCUAUUGCCAAUAAUAUUUACUUUCCAUGUACUCACACAAGUGUUUGUGGUCUCAAAAAAAAAAUGUCUGUUGCACUUUGUUUUUUUUAUUUCUUUCUGAGAUGUAACAUAUUUAUGAAAUCUCUCAUAUACAGCUAGUCAUGUUUAGUCAAAAUGUUAAAAUGACAGAGUAAUGUUGUAUAUCAGAAAAAAAAAAGAAAAUUAGCUCAUUAUCUCAUGAGUCAAAGAAGAUCUUUAUGUGGAUAUAAAAGAGAAAAAAAAAACAUUGUUCUUCCUUUUCUAUGCUAGUGUGAAUGCCCCCCGCCAUUCAGGGGUUUUAUAAGGAGCAAAACAAACUUUGAGAAUUAUUUUUAGCAAACAGGAGAGUUUCAUGAGUGGGUGUUCAGUUAGUGGCCACCAUUAGCAAGCUAGCCUGGAAUGAAACCGACCUUUUUUCUGUGUUUCUGAUCUGAAUGUGUGUGCCUAUGACGUGCUAUAUAGAUAUAAAAUAUGUAUGAAUAUGCAUCAGAAUGUUUGACUGUGACGGAGGAAGGAAACAAACGGGAAGAGAGCGUGACUCGAGUCCCUGGAAUAACAUCACCACGUGAAAAUCAUUUUACAUUUUCAUCAACUGGAGAGUUCAAAUGUCAACAUUUCUCCGUUCAUUUGCCACAUUUAGCAACAGUUUGUAACGUUAUUACAACUCCUGCAGAAGGACGAUAAACAUUUUCUUUAUCUCCUUCAUAAAUAAGAAAAACGUGACAUUAAUAUUUAGCCCUUAGAUAAAAAGCUUCUGAUGAUCAAUAACCGUUUACAGAAAAUAUGAAAAGUUGCAAAAUCUUUGUAGUGACUUUCUUAUCUGACAUUAGCUUUUUUAAAUAGCAUUUUCUCACAUAAAAAACAACGAUUUAUAAAGCAGCAAGUUAUUUAUUGUAUUUCUAGACGUAGAGAAAUGUUUUCUGUAAAUAUAUAUUUGUAGAGUAUUUGGACCUUCUCAGCAUAGGAAAAGUUUUCUGGUUUCACAAACAUUUCUGGUUAUCGUUUAAUGAGUUCAAAUCAGAUUCAAUUUAUCUUGUUUUUCUCUGCUUGGUCCAAAGCUUUUGUCACCUGGGCUCAAAAAUAAACUAAGCAUACAAUAUGUUAAAUAUGUUAAUACAUAAAGUAGUCAGAUUCGUUGUUAGAAAAAAUUUUUUUUAAAAUAUCCAAAACCUAUAAUGGGUUUUGCAAAUUUAACAAAAUUUCUAGGUAUCAAUUGCAACAAAUAGGUCAGGAUUUAGUCAUUUCUGGCCAAUAAAAUCAGUUUUCAAGUUUAAUAAAUUAAAUAAAAGCAGAUUUGGGUGCAGCUUUUGCAUAAAAACGACAUGGAAAGCAAAAAGCCUGGUUAUUUAAAGACAAAUAACUGCUGAUGUUGCCAAUAUUUUAAUUUGCAAGGAGAUUUUACUUGUGAUCAUUUUGCCCCAAUUAAAAAUAGAAAGUCAGCCGUGCUGUAAGAUAAAAGCCCCAACAGGAUUGGACAGAUUUUAACCUUAUAAAGCUCCAUUUCUGUGUGGAAGUGGAAGAUCUGCUGAAUCUGAACCAAACAGAACAUUUUGAUUGCAGGAAAAUGUCACUGGUUAAUAUUCCCUCAUAUUUUGGCAACCAGGACGUCUUCAGUGUAAAUACAUGGACAUGAAGGGUUUACAGCAAACCUGAGCAGUGCAAGAGGAAAAACGGCUGAGCUCAUUCAUCAGUCUAAUUACCAGAGGAGCUGCCAGGUGGAUGUAAAGACAAAGAAAGGGAGUGUAAAGAGAGACUGAAUCCAUUUUAAACCUAAUUUACCAUCCAAGCAAACUCUGACCUCCAACAUGACGGAGGAAUUUAUCACAGGAGCGGCUGAGCACCGUCCAAGUUGUCCAUCAAGCAUCCAUGAGCUCAUUUUAACUACCAGUACAAAUUCAGAAUUAAUUUGCAGUCAAAUAUUAAAAUCAGAAUGAUGACUAAGGCUGAGCUGAAAUGACUCGGCUUUUCACUCUGGCUCCGCGUUCAGAGUAGAUUUUCAUGGAAACUGUUGGAUUUGUUGCUCUGGUAAUUUUAAAAGGAGCUUAAUUAGUUUGGAGAUGUUUUAUUCUGUAAAUAGAUUACGGCUUUAAUAAUAGUUUCUCCCAAUGAUUUGUGAUUCAUACUGCUGAAAUGGACUUUUUAAUCCAUUACGGUCAUCAGAGUGUGGUGAUACACUAAUUCGCUUUUGGUAAUUACACUGAAUGUCAAAGCAUUAGCAUAUGCGAUGCAAUUAAGAGGAAAUGGAGACGUGUUUGUGAAUGUAAGUUAUCCCGACAAACAUCUCGCUGCGAGGGAAACGAGCUCCUUUUUCCCCUGGUUGUGAUGUUAUUUCCGGGACGACCGGGUCGCUGUCCGGAGCCGCUCCCAACAGUCUGCACGGGUUUGUCAACAGUUUACAGAAAAAGUUCAAAUUAGCUGUUUCAGUGUCAGCUUAUCAAGGCUUAAAUGUUAUAGAUAUGAUAUUAAUUAGCAUUCUAUAGUGUAAAGAUCUAAUGCAUUUUAUCAUGCUUACAGUAAGUCAAAUGUGAAUUUAUAGUACAGACUCUAACUUUUAGGUUUGUUUGCUUUUGUUGUACUUCAUAACCAGCUUAAUAUGCAACCAGUCCUCUAUUUGAUCCACCUGUUUACACUUAUUAAUAGUAGUACUGAGCUAUGUUUACAUAUGAGAAGAAAAUACUCUUUAUGCAUCGUUUAUAUUUACAAGUAUUCACUAAGCCCUGAUAAGCUGGCAGGUGAGUUUAUUAAUCCACCUAAAAAUAUUUGUACAAAAGAAAACCAAGCAAAAAAGUUGCAGCACCUGUAAAUACAUUUAAAUGUAUAUACACACAAACUAUAUCAUGAUUCUCUGAGUAACUGUUUUAUAUGUAUUCCUAUAUGAAGUGGGGUUAUAUGUGUAUUUUCAACUUAGCUCAACUUGUUCUUGAACUCUAUGUAAUUUCUAUAAUGAGAAUAUAUUGUCUGAAAGGUGUAAAGUAAUUUUCUUUGAGAUUAAUUUCAUAGGUAAAAGGUUUACUAUAAUGAAACUUUUAGUUAUUCUUGAGAUCUUUCUGUUGUCAGUAUGUGACAUAUAAGUAACCACUGAUUGUUUUCUGAGUGUCAGAAUAAAGCAGUUAUAAGAACAUUA
Molecule: messenger RNA, 7333 nt
Organism: Poecilia reticulata (guppy)
Lineage: Eukaryota; Metazoa; Chordata; Actinopteri; Cyprinodontiformes; Poeciliidae
Source: RefSeq, a predicted model, not a curated record